UCACACCUGUCAUCCAAUCCCAUCGCUCAAAACAGAAUGAAUGAAAUCACGACGGAAUAUAAAUCAGCUAGUGCCGGAUUCUUUAGACGAUUGUGACAAAAGUUUUAAACGGUGUUAACAUCCCCUAGCACAUUUUGCAGUGCAAACUGACGUGUUUUGGUUGGCGAACGUGAAGAUGGCUUCUCAGAAAAUCUCAGUUCUGCUGCCUUCCUUGUUAGGCGUGGUAUUGGUUUCCAUCGUAUCCUUCUGUGAAGCAAGUGGCAACCGUUGUCUCUUUACACACAGAGAUCCUCCUUGCGAUGUUACAGGAAUAAUCCCUCUGCAACUUACAUGUAGUUAUCCCGGGAAAUGGUUUACCCUAAAAGCGGUUAACAAAAGGACCAACCAAGGAAUUUGGCAGCAAGUUUCUGCAGCGAAAGGCGCCUUUGAAAAAGAUUGCAAGAAAAGUCGGACUGUUCAGAAGGGUGCGAACGGUCUGGAGUCUGCGAUCUGUAACAUUAGCAGCCAUCCUCCAGGGAUUGGAUUCUCAGAGGGGGUUAAAGUGGAAUAUUACUGCUGGGAAAUCGAUCCUGAUUUACUCGGAGGAUUUGGAAAGAGAUCGCACAUCCGACUAAACUCUGAAAUAUUUCGUCGCACAAAGGAGAACUAGAACUUUAAGACUUAGCGCCAUCAUUGAACCAUCGCUGAUACUAUUAAUAUAAAAUUAAGCUUUAUAUCAACCUAAACUACUCCAAACUGUAUCACGUAUCGAAAAAUCACGAAUAAAUGAUUAACAAGCC
Messenger RNA from Stylophora pistillata, 779 nucleotides. RefSeq lists its product as uncharacterized. Lineage: Eukaryota; Metazoa; Cnidaria; Anthozoa; Scleractinia; Pocilloporidae. The record is from RefSeq and is a predicted model, not a curated record.